AUGGAGGAUGGAGAUCUAAUGGAAUUUGUGGAGCCUCUGAUUGUUGCAGAAAUCAUGGGAGGAAGGCAAGGCUUCUUUAUCUGCCAUUCUGAUUCCAUGGAGGUCGAUCAAUAUUUGUCUCCUCUUCCUCAACAAUACCAACUGAAACCGGGCAACCUUUAUUUUGAACUCCCUGUAAAUAAGCUUGAAUUCCGUUUGCGCGCUUCUGACAUGGCUGCCAUGGCUAUACAGGCCUGUGCCGCAAUGAGACAAGCUAAUGAUGGAAAGAAGUGUAGCUGUAAAAUCAUGGCUUUUCCGUGCAGAAAAAAGGGACAAUUGGGAGGAGAAUUAGAAGAAUUGAAUUUUGCUAGAGGAUAUUCAGAAAAAGUAAGCACAGAAGUAAAUCUGCAGUGCCUAACUCCCAUGAGCCGGAAGGCGUGGCAAUCGAGGCUGCCCACUAUACCAGAGGGCUUGGCUUGUUGA
Molecule: messenger RNA, 462 nt
Organism: Cryptomeria japonica (Japanese cedar)
Lineage: Eukaryota; Viridiplantae; Streptophyta; Pinopsida; Cupressales; Cupressaceae
Exons: 1
Coding region: 1-462 (153 amino acids)
Source: RefSeq, a predicted model, not a curated record